Molecule: messenger RNA, 20169 nt
Organism: Coregonus sp. 'balchen'
Lineage: Eukaryota; Metazoa; Chordata; Actinopteri; Salmoniformes; Salmonidae
Source: the annotation of a GenBank genome assembly
GAGAACAUGUGCAUUGGAUUUAUUCAAUUACAGGUUAAUUAGUUGUUAUUUUACAUUAAAAUGGCUACAAAUUUGAUCCGCAUAUUGUUAUAAUUAUGGUAAGUUUCGUUUUUAGGAAUUUGAUAACCAGCUAGCAAUUAUAUAAACUCAGUGGCAAGGACACUUGAAACUAUUCGGGGGCUUUGUGUGCAAUUGCGACAGUGGUGGGAUCGUUUAUGGCAAAUGUAUGUUAGAAAAAACGUCUGGUUGCUAGGUAGACAGAAAAUGCAAAACAAGUCUUCGGAGGGAUAUGAGAAGAAAGGAAGUCAGCUAGCUAGCUAGCACGCCCGCCAGUCAGGUAAGAAAUAACCAGUUAUCUAAAUAAAUACCCCAUUCAAAUGUAUGCACAUAGCACGUUAACUGUUAGCUGACAUAGCAUGAUGUUAGCACUUGUAUUUGCUACUAAGCAGUACGUAGCAUGUGCUAUCUCUCAACAAACGAUCGGCAGGUAGCAUUAGCUGGCUAGCUAACCAAGCUAGGCUAGCUAACCACUCUUCUUGGAGAGAAUGCCUGUCAUUUGUCAACGUAAUGAUAUGAGGAAUUGCCACAAUGGGUUUAGAGAAGAAGCUCUGUCAUUUGUGUUAGGCCGCAAAAUGGUUUCGUUUUUGUAAGGUUAGCUACUUUCAAGCGAAACCAUGAUGUAGCUAACUAACUCUGGUUAGCUGCUAACCAAUUACAGAUUGGCUUACGCAAACAGUCAUGUUAGCUUAGCUAGGUACUGUCCUCGUUUCUCAGUUUCACCACUAAAAUGAACCAGUGUAUUACAAGAGGGCAGUUGGUCAUGGACAUAGCAAACAGGAACACGCAUUUAGUUUUUAAUUACUUGUUUAUAACUAAACAAUAAAGCCAGACUAGUAUGUCACAACUCUGCAUAGCCAACUCAAAUCCACGAUUUAAAUCGUGGAGUUGAGUUUAAUUGGCUAAACUCUGCAGUUCACAAUUUGCAUGGUGCAAGGGCUCUGCGUUGACAUUUUCUACACGUGCUCCUAAAGCACACUCAGAAACAUAUUUGAGGUAUUAAAGCGGCAAUCCGCAGUUGAAACGAUAACACAUUCCUGCCACUGUUUCGGUAAAAGGUUGAGCGAUUGGUCUGUGGGAAAUGUAACCACACUCAAAUUCAUAGACAGAGGUAUGGAUGCAAGGACAGACCAUCAUGAUAUAAAAUUACAGUUUUAACCAUGGUUGAGGCUAUACAGUGUUUGUUUACAUUUACUUUGUUUAAAAACAUUGGAUAAACAAGGUUAUAUUUUGGCAUCUGAUGGGGUAUGACAGUUGAGCUGAGCUCAUGGGGCAUUUAAGUUAUACUCUUCAGGAAUCAAUGGGUUUAUAAUUUAUAGAUAUAUAUGUCCAAAAAUGGUUGUAGUAGCUGCAGAUUGCCCCUUUUAAUGAUAAGAAUUGCCAGCAAAAAUACAGAGUUUAUUGUAAUUGAAUAAAUCAAGAUGAGUUUUGAGACUUAGACAACAGCCUUCAGUGGGCUUAUAUAAAGGUGGCAGGUAGCCUAGUGGUUAAGUGUUGGGACAGUAACCGAAAGGUCGCUGGUUCGAAUCCCCGAGCCGACUAGGUGAAAAAUCUGUCGAUGUGCCCUUGAGCACUUAAUGCUAAUUUCUCCUAUAAACCGCUCUGGAUAAGAGUGUGUGCUAAAUGACAAAAAUGUAAAUAUAUGAAUCUUAGCUACUUUUGAAGCUCAUCUCCUGAAGAAGCUACCUUUUCCUUUCUGUCUGUGCCACAACAUUUGCAUACUACUGCAGCUGUGGGACAGCGAAGAAAUCAUUACAACAAUUAUUACCUGGAUUCUUCUCUUUUUUUUAGGGGCACUGUGCUCCCAAAUUAUAGUUCCAGGCAGCACAGCUAAAUAUUUAGGAGCAUAUGCCCCCAAAAUGGUAGCUCUGUAGAGCCCUGUGGGGGUAGGUUUAAAAUUCUGUGGCGGUAGCUAGCUAGGUAACGUUAGCUACCCUAUUGCAGCCAGUGGAAACUUAUGAAGACCAACUUGGAAACAUUUCAAGCAAAGGGCUUCCUCUUUUCUCUAUCUUAGGGAAGCAUGAGAAAGAAGAGAUAUGAUGAAAGAAUGGUGAAAGGCUUUGCUAGGUUGUACGAUGGAAGGACUGGGAAAGGAGAGAUCCAUAUGCAGUUCUAGGCCCUUCCCAUGGCUCAGUCAUCCCGAGAAAGAGGCCUCGUCCCGGCUCUGGAAACUCACAGACUGCUUCUCCACCUACGGGCAGAAAAACACCCCAAGUUACAACACGGACAAACAAGUAUGUAACAUCUCAGACCAAGAGACCAUUACAUUCUGCUUCAGUUAAGUAUUGACAUAAUUGUAGCCAGAGACCAACGAUAGUUUACGUUCUGUGAUAGGUAUGAAAUACAAAACCCCCAUCAGUCGAUAAAUUGACUGAAUUGUCACUAUAACGAUACAUUUAUAAAAUGUAUGCGCACCAUUUUCUAAAUUAGCCUUAACUACUACUACUUUAAAUGUUGUAGCUAUCAAUUGUCCCAUUAACAAUACCCCACAUAAGCAAACUUAUUUCAUUUCAAAUUUCUCUAGUAGGUCCCUAUGGGGUAAUGAACGAUAUCAGCAAAAUGUCCACAAUAAGUGGUCGGGUUCAAUUUUGGGUUUCCAGCUCUAAUCGAUCGUAUUAUUAGGGGUAGACAUAUUGAAGAUACUGAUUUCAACAUGGAGAGAGCAAUUCAUGUGAAGCUUUGAUGGGAAGGAGUGUGUGAAUUGUGGAGAGUGAAGUCGUAAAAAAAAAAGACGAUUUGGGUAACUAGCAUAUAAUAGUGAAAUGUAGCAUUUUUGUCAUAACUAUGUACAGUGGGGAGAACAAGUAUUUGAUACACUGCCGAUUUUGCAGGUUUUCCUACUUACAAAGCAUGUAGAGGUCUGUAAUUUUUAUCAUAGGUACACUUCCACUGUGAAAGACCGAAUCUAAAACAAAAAUCCAGAAAAUCACAUUGUAUGAUUUUUAAGUAAUUAAUUUGCAUUUUAUUGCAUGACAUAAGUAUUUGAUACAUCAGAAAAGCAGAACUUAAUAUUUGGUACAGAAACCUUUGUUUGCAAUUACAGAGAUCAUACGUUUCCUGUAGGUCUUGACCAGGUUUGCACACACUGCAGCAGGGAUUUUGGCCCACUCCUCCAUACAGACCUUCUCCAGAUCCUUCAGGUUUCGGGGCUGUCGCUGGGCAAUACGGACUUUCAGCUCCCUCCAAAGAUUUUCUAUUGGGUUCAGGUCUGGAGACUGGCUAGGCCACUCCAGGACCUUGAGAUGCUUCUUACGGAGCCACUCCUUAGUUGCCCUGGCUGUGUGUUUCGGGUCGUUGUCAUGCUGGAAGACCCAUCUUCAAUGCUCUUACUGAGGGAAGGAGGUUGUUGGCCAAGAUCUCGCGAUACAUGGCCCCAUCCAUCCUCCCCUCAAUACGGUGCAGUCGUCCUGUCCCCUUUGCAGAAAAGCAUCCCUAAAGAAUAAUGUUUCCACCUCCAUGCUUCACGGUUGGGAUGGUGUUCUUGGGGUUGUACUCAUCCUUCUUCUUCCUCCAAACACGGCGAGUGGAGUUUAGACCAAAAAGCUCUAUUUUUGUCUCAUCAGACCACAUGACCUUCUCCCAUUCCUCCUCUGGAUCAUCCAGAUGGUCAUUGGCAAACUUCAGACGGGCCUGGACAUGCGCUGGCUUGAGCAGGGGGACCUUGCGUGCGCUGCAGGAUUUUAAUCCAUGACGGCGUAGUGUGUUACUAAUGGUUUUCUUUGAGACUGUGGUUCCAGCUCUCUUCAGGUCAUUGACCAGGUCCUGCCGUGUAGUUCUGGGCUGAUCCCUCACCUUCCUCAUGAUCAUUGAUGCCCCACGAGGUGAGAUCUUGCAUGGAGCCCCAGACUGAGGGUGAUUGACCAUCAUCUUGAACUUCUUCCAUUUUCUAAUAAUUGCGCCAACAGUUGUUGCCUUCUCACCAAGCUGCUUGCCUAUUGUCCUGUAGCCCAUCCCAGCCUUGUGCAGGUCUACAAUUUUUUCCCUGAUGUCCUUACACAGCUCUCUGGUCUUGGCCAUUGUGGAGAGGUUGGAGUCUGUUUGAUUGAGUGUGUGGACAGGUGUCUUUUAUACAGGUAACGAGUUCAAACAGGUGCAGUCAAUACAGGUAAUGAGUGGAGAACAGGAGGGCUUCUUAAAGAAAAACUAACAGGUCUGUGAGAGCCGGAAUUCUUACUGGUUGGUAGGUGAUCAAAUACUUAUGUCAUGCAAUAAAAUGCAAAUAAAUUACUUAAAAAUCAUACAAUGUGAUUUUCUGGAUUUUUGUUUUAGAUUCCGUCUCUCACAGUUGAAGUGUACCUAUGAUAAAAAUUACAGACCUCUACAUGCUUUGUAAGUAGGAAAACCUGCAAAAUCGACAGUGUAUCAAAUACUUGUUCUCCCCACUGUACAUUGUCUAUCUAAAAUUACCUAGUGUGUGGUAACUGGAGGCAGCAGACACGCUAGCUCACAAUGUAAACAAAUUGCAACUUGUGUAAUUAGAGGAUCAUUUAAUACAACCACUAGCAACAGUUUAAUGAGUACCUGCGAAGAACUGGACCAAAGCUAUUGUACUUGCGCAUAAUCUGUGAAUAUGGUACAGUAGGGGAAAAUAAAAUAGAUACUCCUCUCCGCUCUCAAAACAACGCGCUCUGUGUAUCAGGUAGAAUGUCACUUUGACACGGCGCUGAAGGCAAAGCAACACUACGUGUGUAGUAGAGCUAAGGUGUAAGUUGUACAAAGAUGGGUCAGUUUAUUGGUCACGUGCGCACUGUUCAGUGACAUGCUUACUAACUCUCCUCAACAAUGCAGUACAAUAUCAAUCAGGAAUCAAAUGCCAAAAAAAAGUAGUAAACAUAAAAUGAUAAUGCUGAGAAAUAACGUUUUUCUUUAGUUUAGAAAUAACCUUUUUGUUUGUGUUAACUUAUUUUCCCAGAACGAUUACAUGGACAACAGAAAGCCAGUAUUGGAGCUGAAAGAUCUUCCUCCUCCUCCGCAUCAUACCGCUGCCUCCCAGCCCUUCCCUCUCGCCCCCCUCCCUCUGCCCCCUCCUUGUCUGCCUCCUCUUCCACAAGACUCCCUCCAACAACUACCACAACAGGGGGGUAGUCACAAAGUAAGCGUGUGCACUCACUGUGAGCACUGCAGCGUAGACCCAUCAGGUCGGGGUGGUUAUGGAGUUGUUAGUGGUGGAGGUAGCACUAGUGUUAGUUGUGGUGUCGGUGUCAGCAGCGGCGUCCCCCUCUACCUCCCUCCAAGUUCUCAGGAAGCCUCUAUCAGCAGGCUAGGAGCCAGUCAAAUAACGCCAACCACCCUCAACUCACACCCGCACUUCCCCAGCCUUGGUGGUGGUGGUGGAGGGGAUGCUAGAGCCACGCUACUCCCCUCCUCUGUAGCCACCACCUCCCAGCCCCUACCCUCUCAGCCUCACUCCCACCUCCCAUGCUCAUGUUGUACAGGAGGCCUACUCAGACCUCUCCACUCUUACCCCUCAAUCCCUUUACCCUACAUUGAGUCUAAAUUCAUUACCCCCUCCGCCCCCCUCUCUACCCCCCAUGGGACUUGUAGCCUGGGUACUCCCGCUGGGUAUUACCCCUGUGGUGAUUACAACUCUGCCACUGUGGGGGUCCAGAGAUCAUCGGCAGCACACAGUGACCCCCACAUCCCCACCUCGGGACAUAUCUGUUCUUCUAAUGCUAUGCACUUCAAUCUUGAACGCACGGUUUGUCGCACGGGGGCGCACUACUGCCGGGAUUGUUUGACGAAGGUUGGUGGAAUUCUCUUUGUUCACUGUGGUGGCACUGUCUUCUAUUGGGUGUAACUUGUAUACAGGAAUGGGCAGUACUUAGUUACAAUACGACGAUGUUACAAUUUGUGUAAUUUGCCCAUCAUUUAGAAAUUACUUUGCCCAUCCCUGACUGUAUAAUAUUACAGCAUUUGAAGACAUGAGUUGUUUUGUCUGACUACAGAAUGAUAACUUGUUAUUUCCACGUGUUCAGCCUGCAGACAAGUUGUGGCCUAACAUUCCUCUGCCCCCGGCCCAGUCGGCCCCAGUACCCAUCCCCAUGUGUAACGGCUGUGGGACCUCCUCCGACGGCCUGCUACUGCUGGGUUCCAGCCUGGGCAAAUCUGCAACGAAGUAUGGUAAGUAUCACUGUAAUGAUGCGAGUCGUGUUCAGAAGGGCACACCGUACCAACAAUCUCCUCAAAAAGAGACGUACAGGACAGUAGUACCUCCCUGUUUCACUCAAUUUCUGAACACGUUUGGUGUUUUUGUUCCCCGCAGGUUCUCCAGAAGGUCCUGAGAACAUCCCUCCGGUGGGUGUUUUCUGGGACAUAGAGAACUGCUGCGUUCCCAGUGGUCGCUCUGCUGCGGCCGUGGUCCAGCGCCUCCGCAGCCACUUCUUCCAGGGCCACAGAGAGGCGGAGUUCAUCUGCGUCUGUGACAUCAGCAAGGAGAACAAGGCCGUCAUCCAGGAGCUCAACAACUGCCAGGUAACCUGUGUGUGAUCUGAUUCCCUGAGCUGGUAAAGUGUUCCUCUGUAUUCUUCAGUCUCUGAUUCUACCUAUAUGAGCAAUGUCUGAUAGUCUUCUGGUCCCAUUUUUUCCAGGUAACGGUAGCGCACAUUAACGCUACCGCCAAGAACGCUGCGGACGACAAGCUUCGUCAGAGCCUGCGGCGCUUUGCAGAAACACACACUGCCCCUGCUACUGUGGUGCUAGUCUCCUGUGCGUAUGCUCAUUUAACAUUUAUAGAUUUAAAAAAUGUUUUUUCUUUAAUUUCGUUGGUUCGUCCACUCCAUACCUGUGUAGUUAACCCCGAAUCCGUUUCGCAGCCGACGUGAACUUUGCCAGCGAGCUGAGCGACCUCCGGCAUCGCCAUGGUUUCCAGGUGAUCCUGGUCCAUAAGAGCGGUCAGACGUCGGAUGCCCUGCUACAGCACGCCAACCGCCAGGUGGCCUUUGAAGAGAUGGUAGCCGACCUGCCGCCCAGACAGGCUGACAAAUCACAGGUAGGCUUCAGAGAUGCUUGAUUGAUAUAUGUAAUCCAUAUUGCGAAAUGGCAGAAGUUAACUUUCAAUAAAUGUACGAUACUCUGACUGGUUGCUCAGAGAAUUACUUCUGAGUGAUCAGAAAUCUUCCCUUUACUCUUCCAAUGGUUCUAGACCUCUUUGGUACCUGUAUCUUCCCUCAUUCUACAGUGUGAUCUUUAGUAGUGUUAUGCUAUGAAACACAAUCACAAGACCCUGACCCUGCAAACCUCUUGUCGUUUCAAAACACAUUUCCAAAUAAUAUUCAAAAACACAAACCCAGAGUGGUCCCCUCUUCUCUCUUUCCCUCCUCUCCUCCCCCCACCAGUUUGGUUUCAACCUGCUCUAUGUGUACAACCUGCCGCCGGGCUGCGACGGCAAGAGCGUGGGCAACCGCCUGCGCCGCCUCUCGGACAACUGCGGCGGCAAGGUGCUGGGCGUCUCCAUGGCCACCGGCACCGCCGUCCUCCGCUUCGGCUCGCAGGAAGCGGCGGAGCGCGCCCGCAAGCGCAUGGAGAACGAGGACGUGUUCGGCCGGCGCAUCACCCUCUCCUUCACCGCCCCGUCCGCUGAGGAGGGGAACGACCCCACCCCACCACCCCCCUCAUCUGAAACUCCUCCACCUCCGCUUCCAGUUCAACCUCUUCCCUCCUCCUCUUUUUCCUUCCUGCCCCUGGAGAAGCUGCACUCCCCUAGGAGGAACAGGCGUGCGAGGCGUGAGUGUCAGAGAGAGGCCUCACUCCCCGUUCCGGUGCCUGAGAGGCCCUACAGCCCCAGGAGGGGGAGCGGGGGGACACCUUACCCCGGUUCCCCCCAAGCCAGAACCCUUCCUCAGGUCAGCAGCCUCCUGCCACCCCCCCCUGAGUGCCGCCUGCCCCAGUCUUCCCCUAACCCUGUCCAUGUCCUCCACUCUGCCUGCGCUAACCUGUGGGCUUUUAGACUGUAGUCAUGCUUCAUCCCAUGCUUCAUGUAGCUUAAUGCCUGGUCUGUUUCUGUGCUUCGUUCAAUGUUUCAUGUAAUGUUUUAAGCAAUGUGUGGCAUCUAACACUUUGUCCCAUGCUUCAUGUAAUGUCUGGCUGAUCCUUUUCUUUCAAUGCGUCAACUAAUGCCUCGAUCAAUGUUUCAUCUAAUGAUAGCAUAUCUCUCCCUCUCAUAUCUUUACUCUAUCCCAUGCCUCGUCUCCUGCUUCUGUUUGUAAUCCCUGCCUGUCCUGCCGGCCGUAACUGAGUCUGUAACUAUGGUCUUUCUCUUCUAUGCUUUUGAUCUGUUACUUUGAUCUCUGCUCUUUUAUUCUGCUGGACGGUGCUUUUUCUCCACCCGACAAUAGAGCUGAGGAAGACUGGAGAAUGGUGAUAGUAAUGUCAGAGUUAUGACGAUACAAGAGGUUGAAUAAUACUAACAGUGGGGGUGGGUGGGUGGGGGGGGGGACGUAUAGCUCUAAUUAAUAAAUAGCUUUAACAAUCACCACCAUUCUCAAGGACCACUUCCUCUCAGCUCUAUCAUUUCCAAUUUCCUUUUAGCCUCUUCCACUACACAUCCAUUCUGCCAAGCUGAUGGCCAUUCUAAUACAGUCACCACUACAUAUCCAGUAACACUUUGGUUGUCCCCCUGGUGCAGGAGCUAGGUGGACUGGAGACCAAGCCCAAGAUUGGGGGCUUCCCCCUGGAGAAAGGCCGGGGCUUCCCCCUGGAGAAAGGCCAGCGCAACUCCUCCUCCCCCCACAGUAACGGAGAGGGGCCGUCCCAGCAGCACCCCAUCAAGGCCGGCCUCAUAGGAGAGUCCAUGUUCCGCGGCAGGAGGUACGCUAUGGACGCCAGGGCCCCUUUCAGACUAAAUGAAUAAAGAACAAAUGUACUAAUUGUGUGAUGGUUCCAUCACAGUUGGUUCCUGCAGACUUGUAUGUGUUUUACCUUCAAUAUUGUAAAAUGGCCUGCAAAAAGUAUGCCUGUCGUAGAGGGGUCAUCGUAGACGGAUGUAGGAAUUAAUUAGCAGCUGUUGUUUCUAAAUGAGGUGGUUUGUGCUCAAACUACUGGAGCUGAGGCCAUGUAUAAAACUUGCAUGCAGUUGUUGUUUUCAGAGAGCUGAGUAUGCCAUAAUCUUUCAACUUGAAUAGUUAACGUCCUCUCCCCCAUCAGGAGGGACCUCUCCAGCCCCCGCAGUGCAUCUGACUCUGAGCGUCAUGGAGAGUUCCAGGUCAGCACCCCCUCUGCCUUCAGCAAGCUGACCCUGCACAAGACCUUCAGCCCCCUGGUGCUCUCCGAGCCACAGGGCCUCUCCCAAGGCUCCUGGUCCUCACGGUGAGACCAUCACACUACAAAAUGUCCUGUUUGUUUCCUUACCCUGUAAGCAGUCUUUAGACGAGCCGACACUGCAAUCCAUGCCUUGGUUUUAACUUGAGCCUUUUUGUCCAAAAAAACAAUGCAAGUGAAUAUCCCCCAAAUUAGUUUUACAUUUCCUGCAUGUAACCUCAUUGAGCUACACAAAUAUCUGACAUUUUGUGAUGAUUUGGGCAUGACAUUUCAAUCUAUACCUGCCUAUGGUGCUGCCAACCCAUUCAACUCCUCUCUCUCUGCUCCAGGAGUGGGUCCCCCUGCAUGUCGAGCCGCUCGUCCCCCCUGAUGGGCCCUCCUCCCCGGGGCAGCAGCAGCCCCUGUCUGCCUGAGGGCCCCCAGGCCUCGGAGCCCUUCUCGGACGGGGCAGACUUACAGGUGGCCAACUUGGACUACAGGAUGUCCCGUAAGGAGCUGCAGCAGAGCCUGCACGACGCCUUCUCCAGACACGGACGGGUGAGUCCUAUACACACAAUACCCCAUAAUGACAAACCAAAUGCAGGUUUUUAUAAAUCUUUGCUAAUUUAUAGUUUUUUUUAUAUAUAUAUAUAUAUAUAUAUAUAUAUAUAUUUUUUUUUUUUUUCAGACCCUUUACUCAGUACUUUGUUGAAGCACCUUUGGCAGCGAUUACAGCCUUGAGUCUUCUUUGGUAUGAUGCUACAGUCUUGGCACACCUGUAUUUGGGGAGUUUCUCAUUCUUAUCUGCAGAUGCUCAAGCUCUGUCAGGUUGGAUGCGGAAUGUCGCUGCACAGCUAUUUUCAGGUCUCUCCAGAGAUGUUCGAUCGGGUUCAAGUCCGUGCUUUGGCUGGGCCACUCAAGGACAUUCAGAGACUUGUCCCGAAGCCACUCCUGCGUUGUCUUUGCUGUAUGCUUAGGGUCGUUGUCCUGUUGGAAGGUGAACCGUCGCCCCAGUCUGAGGUCCUGAGCAGGUUUUCAUCAAGAAUCUCUCUGUGCUUUGCUCCGUUCAUCUUUCCCUCGAUCCUAACUAGUCUCACAGUCCCUGCCGCUGAAAAACAUCCCCACAGCAUGACGCUGCCGCCACCAUGCUUCACCAUAGGGGUGGUGCCACGUUUCCUCCAGACGUGACGCUCGGCAUUCAGGCCAAAUAGUUGAUUUCAUCAGACCAGAGAAUCUUGUUUCUCAUGGUCUGAGUCCUUUUGGCAAACUCCAAGCGGGCUGUCAUGUGCCUUUUUACAGAGGAGUGGCUUCCGUCUGGCCACUACCAUAAAGGCCUGAUUGAUUGUGCUGCGGAGAUGGUUGUCCUUCUGGAAGGUUCUCCCAUCUCCAUAGAGGAAGUCUGGAGCUCUGUCAGAGUGACCAUUGGGUUCUUGGUCACCUCCCUGACUAAUGCCCUUCUCCCCCAAUUGCUAAGUUUGGCCGGGCGGCCAGCUCUAGGAAGAGUCUUGGUGGCUCCAAACUUCUUCCAUUUAAGAAUGAUGGAGGCCACUGUGUUCUUGGGGACCUUCAAUGCUGCAGAAAUGUUCCCCAGAUCUGUGCCUCGACACAAUCCUGUCUCGGUGCUCUACAGACAAUUCCUUCGACCUCAUGGCUUGGUUUUUGCUCUGACAUGCACUGUCAACUGUGGGACCUCAUAUCGACAGGUGUGUGCCUUUCCAAAUCCGGUCCAAUCAAUUGAAUUUACCACAGGUGGACUCCAAUCAAGUUGUAGAAACAUCUCAAGGAGGAUCAAUGGAAACAGGAUGCAUCUGAGCUCAAUUUUGAGUCUCAUAGCAAAGGGUCUGAAUACUACUUAUGUAAAUAAGGUAUUUCAGUUUUUAAUUUUUAAUACAUUUGCAAACAAUUCUAAACCAGUUUUUAUGGGGUAGAUCGAUGAGGAAAUUUUUUAAAUUUAAUCCAUUUUAGAAUAAGGCUGUAACGUAACAAAAUGUGGAAAAAGUCAAGGGGUCUGAAUAAUUUCCGAAUGCCCUGUAGAUGUAUAGAGCUUUAAUCUGUCUCCCAUUUGAUGGUAAAUUGCAAGAUGGUGAGGUCAGGAAUGUGUUUUAGUGUCAUUUUAUUUGACUUUCUUGGUUUAUUGUGAUUGUAUUGAUUCAACCUAUUGCUAUGUCAUUUUCUGACAUGGCUGUGUGUGCUUGUGCCAAAAGUGCUCUGUGUAGUAUUUACAUGGUAGACUGCACUCUAUGCCAGCGUUUCCCAAACUCGGUCCUCGGGACCCCAAGGGGUGAACUUUUUGUUUUUUGCCCUAAGGCAACAAAGUUGAUUCAAAUGAUCAAAGCUUUAUGAUCAUUUGAAUCAGCUGUGUAGUGCUAGGGCAAAAACCAAAAUGUGCACCCCUUGGGGUCCCUUGAGCUGAAAAGGUUUAAGAGCCCCUGCUCUAUUGCAAUGUCAUUGAGGAAGGCGAUGGGAUUUCACUGUCAUAAUGAGGUCAAAUUGCUUGUGCGUCAUUUUCAGACAGUAGACUACAUGAUAAGUGAAUGUGUGUGUCUCCAGGUUAAAGGCGUGGAGCUGAGUCCCCACACAGACUACCAGCUGAAGGCCACAGUCCAGAUGGGCUCCCUACAGCAGGCCAUCAGUGCUGUGAGCAGCCUGCACCGCUACAAGAUAGGAGGCAAACGCAUCCACGUCUCCCUCAUCACCGGGGCCAGCAACAAGUCACUAGCCAUGCUCAGGUAUGCACAGUACAGCUCCUCUAACAUUGAGGUAGCACUCUCUCCCAUACUUGUCACAUAAUUUGGCAGUUUCAUGUCUUAGAUCGGGGAACAUCACCAUCCUUUUAAACGUCGCCAAAAUAUGAUUUGUACUUCGUUUGAGAUGGAUUCGGAUGGUAUGAAAAUGUUUCCUCUCUUUCUACAGCUCUGAAAUCUUCCAGAUUCUCCAGGAUGCACCAGCCAGCUGUCUUCCCCUUUUCAAGUUCACUGAAAUCUACGAGAAAAAGUGAGUCGUGUUGCUUCUCCUCUUCAUCCCUCAACCUCCCUCCACCUCUGUAGGAGUUAGCCCCAUGCAAUGUUAAGUACUGUGGCUGCGUUUACACUUUUCCCCAAAAGCAUCUUAAUGCUAAGUUCAUCGUUAGAACUAUGGGAUCCUAUGGUUCUAACGAUGAACUUAUCCUUAAGAUUCUUCUGGGAGAACGGGCCCUGAUCUUUUUUCACUAAUUGGUCUUUUGACCAAUCAAAUCAGAACUUUUCACAUCAGAUCAUAUCUGAUUGGUCAAAAGACCAAUCAGUGGAACAAAGAUCAGAAUAGGGCUGCCUGUGUAAACGCAGCCUAAAUAAAGGCUAUGUAAAUGUACUUUAUUAAUUCAUCUCCACCCCUCCUCUCCCCCCCUAGGUUUGGUCGUAAGCUGGUGGUGAGUGACCUAUACAGACUACCAGAGGUGGUGGCGGUGCGGGAGCAGGGUGGAGGCAGGCUGGUGUGUCUCCUCCCCAGUAGCCAGGCCAGGCAGAGCCCUCUGGGGUCGUCUCAGUCCCAGGAGGGGUCCUCGGCUAAUGGUAGUCCUGUGGUGUUUGAACAGUUGGAGUACCACGAGCCUGUCUGUAGGCACCACUACACACAGCAGAACUUCAGGUAGGGAUAGACAGAAAGACCCACACACACACACACACACUCCCUCGCACCACUUCUCUUAGCCAUUUAAGUCGUCUCACAGGACUCAUUUGGACAAAUGUUUCAUAUGACCUCGAUCUCUCUGUCCCCGCUGUAGUGAGGCAGACUUUGACCCAGACUCCUAUAAGAUUCCUUUUGUGGUGGUGUCUCUGAAGACCCUGGCCUCCCAGGUCCACUGUCUGCUGCAGUCCCAUGAGGGAACCCUGCCUCUGCUCAGGUAACCAACCCUGUCUCUGCCUGGAUAGAUUAACUGACAGUGGAUGCUUAAUAAAUGGUGUUGGAGAGAUCUGCGUUGAAAUCAUACUGAACUUUAUGGGAAAGGCCUUUUAAUUAAUCUAAUCAAUAUUUCUAGAACCCAAGGCCAUUUGGCAUUUUGUAUAACUCUGUAAUUGUUACUAGAUAUAGUGUUUUGUGUUUCAUGAAUAUUCAUUUUGCUCUCCUGUGACUCAGUUUCUCAGAGUGCUAUGCAUCAGAGUUGGGCCCCCUGGCGGUGUCUGAGGAGGGGGAGGAGGAGGGGAGCGUCCCCCUGGAGCACCUCAUCACUUGUAUACCAGGCGUUAACAUCGUCACUGCUCAGAACGGCUUCAAGGUCAUCAAGUGGAUCCACAACAAGCCGCCCGCAUCCAACACAGGUGCUGACCUGACUCACAGCCCUAACCCUCGGAGAGAAUUACAUUGAAAACCUUCAUUUAGACUCGCAGAGGAAUGCCCAGGGGUUCAUAAAAGCAAUACAAACCUAUAGAAUUGAAACCCUUUAUUCAUAAAAAAUGGAAACCCCUAUCGCAUAAGACCAUCCUCAACGACGCCUGAAGGUACUCGGGAGGCGAUAAGAGUUAUUACGGGGAUAUGUUGAGCUAAAAUCCGCUUUCUUGCAGUUUGCAGUAGGUGGAUACUGUGCUGCUGACACAGAUACCAAGACUCCAAGACAGAAAUGCACCCGUACUACUAUUAUAAUAGAAGUCAUUAACAUCUUGCCGUGUGUGUGUCGUAGACCUGUGGAUGCAGCGGUGCAAGUCCCCAGUGGGGAACCCCCAGUUGAUCCAGUUCAGCAGAGAGCUCAUUGACCUGAUGAAGAGUCAGCCCUGCAACCUGAUGCCCAUCAGCAGGUUCAUACCUGCCUACCACCACCACUAUGCUAAGCAGUGUAGGGUGUCUGACUACGGAUACUCUAAGCUGCUGGAGCUACUGGAGGCUGUGCCACACGUACUGCAGGUAUGUUGUGCACACACACAGGGCCUGCAUACACACACACCUUAACACACACACACAGUUUAAUCAAUCGCUCCAUUACACACAUAAUCAAAGAUUGAAGUUACACAGCUCAAUUAAUUUACACAUGAUGGAUCACUUUUAAUCUUCCUAGUUUAGUGACUUCCUAGCUCAAACACUGCGACUGGGAGACCAUCCGCUAUCCCUUCUGACAAAACCUUGUCCACUUUGUUUCUCAUUACACGCUUCAACAGCCUAGAGGUUAGAUCCCUGACAGAAACGAUUAGUAGAACAUCUAAUAGAUUAUUGCAGCAGUAAGUGUUAGCAUACACUCUCAAAGUGGUGGCGACCAUGAAGUAAACAAAGCAUGAAUAAAUCUGUGUUUUUCUCUACUCCAGAUCCUUGGCAUGGGCACCAAGCGUCUGCUGACCCUGACCCACCGUGCCCAGGUGAAGAGAUUCACCCAGGACCUCCUCAAACUGCUCAAGUUCCAGGCCAGCAAACAGGUGGCAAUCACGGACUUCAUGCAGGCCUACCAUUGGUCAGUACUACCACAGGAACUGCCCACUCCGCCACUCGCUCAGCAAAUCAUGUUGUCUAUCCCAAGAGCUAAGCACAUUCCUAUCAGCUAUUGUUGAUUAACAGUAAAGUAUUAUUUUCUAAUCUGUUCUAUUUGUUCAAACUGCUUGAAGUGUUUUAUGAAUUUAUCUGGACUUGUUUUGUCUCGUGAUAAUUCAGCUUAUAUUGGUUUAUUUGGAAGUGUAUUUUCUUGUGAUGGUGUUUAGGCUAUAUGAAUUCAUUUGAAAGUGUAUUUUCUGUUUCUCAAAUGGCACCCUAUUGGCUGUGUGUAUAUUUUCAUACUAUGUUUCUAUUGCUACAGGUGCUUCUCCAGAGACUGGCGGGUGCUGGACUAUGGGAUGUGUGAUCUAAUGGACCUGCUAGCUGAGAUCCCUGACACCACCAUCACCGUCACACACCAGGACUUGGACACUGUCAUCUCUGUACCCAAGAGAGGUGAGAUGAGGUCCCACUGUAUGGGUUUUAGGGUUGCAACAUUCCGGUAUCUUCCCAAAAAUUCUGGAUUUUGGAUUUCCUGCUUAUUGUUGCAAAUGGGAUUUCUGGAAAACCUUGGAAUUUGGGGAAAGUUACAAGAAUUGUGCAACCCUAAUGGGUCUGAUAUCAGGGUAAUGGAUAAAGUACCAGAGGGUUGUUCUGUCGUUCUAGUACAUUUGAUCCCUUGGGGAAAAUACACCGCUUUUGGAAGGAACAUGUGAAAUAUUGGUAGCCUUUGUUUAGAAAAUAUGUUUAACUUGGGACCAGACAGUUGGCUUGUUUGUGUCUGUAGUUGAUGUACAUUUGAUCCCUGGGGGAAAAUUGUGAAAUAUUGGUCACUUUUGUUUUUGAGAAAAUGUUUAACUUUUAUUCAACCCAGGAAUUCCCUUGGAGAUGGAUAAGAAUAUCCUUGCCAUGUGGGGCAUGGAAUAAAGUAAUGCAUUCCACAUGCAGUUAUGCCUGACUAUCUCCUGACUAUCUCCUGACUCUGUCGGUGGUCGUCUACGGCGUCGGCAUAGGUUUAAACCCGGCCUACUGCCCUUUGACACAACCUCUAUCUUUCCCCACUGUCAUCCUCUCUCUAUCUGUUCAACCUCUAUCUUUCCCCACUGUCAUCCUCUCUCUAUCUGUUCAAUCAAAUCAGAAAAUACCUGUUAUACUUGGUAUGGGGUUGAUGUGGUUGGGGAUCAGGUUGUGUUUUUCCCUCUACCUGUUUGUCUGUAUAAUCUUUAAAUGCUAAAUACAUAAAAAAAAACUGUAAUAGGAAUUACAUUUACAUUUACGUCAUUUAGCAGACGCUCUUAUCCAGAGCGACUUACAAAUUGGUGCAUUCACCUUAUAGCCAGUGGGAUAACCACUUUACAAUGUGUUUUUUUUUUUUUAAUAAUUUUAUUUAUUAUUAUUAUUAUUUUAAAAAAAUUGGGGGGGGGGGGAAUUACCAGGUGAACUAAAAGGAGUCAAUCAAAAAUACAUGUGGUUUAUUACAAGUUGCAACAGGGAGACACCAUCCAGCGGAGAGAAUGUCUGACUUAAAAAAUAAAUAAUAUAUAGUAUAUAUUUUAAAAAACGUCCUGUUUAACUCCUGCCCUCCUUUGUCUCCUUCCCCUCAGAUCGUACAUCAGAUGAGAUGGAGCGGACCAAGCAGUUUGGUAAGGAGGUGGUGGACCUGCUGCGUCACCAACCCCACUGUCGCAUGGCCUUUUCCAAGUUCAUCCCUACCUACCACCACCACUUCGGACGCCAGUGCAAACUCGCAUACUAUGGCUUCACCAAGCUCGUCGAGCUCUUCGAGGCCAUCCCCGACGUACUCAUGGUGGGUGGAGGACAAAGUGAUUCUCUGUCCAAGGAGGAAUGUGUGUUUUUUUGUGUUUGUAGGCUUCAGAGUGCUGCAGGAGAAACCAUUGAUAAUGUCAGAUGAUCCUCAAUUGGUGUGCAUCUCAUUUCUGUCCCAAUAGGCCAUUUAUUUUGCAGUAUAAAUAACAUUAUUCCUAGAGUAGAGUGACUUAUUUACAUUGUCAUUUUGUUAUGUAACCUCCCUCUCUCCCCAGGUGUUGGACUGUGGAGAGGAGAAGGUGCUGACCCUAACAGAGGUAGAGCGUGUGAAGGCCCUGGCUGCCCAGCUGGUCAAGAUGCUCCGUUCCCAGAGAGACUCCAGCCUGCCUGCUGCCCAGCUGCUGUCUGAGUACAGCAAGACCUUUGGCUACGGCCUGAGGCUCCAGGACUACGACGUCUCCUCCUUGCCCGCCCUGCUCGUCAACCUCUGCCACGUCGUCAAGGUAUGGUUAAGAGUUUCUAGUCAGUUCAGUCAAAUACAUCUAUAGUAGGCUGUUGUACUAAACAAGAACAUCCUGUGCUACACAAGUCCUUGUGUAAACAAGCGAACAUUAUUUUGGCCCCUAAGGAUGAGUCACAAGUAUUUGUUGAUAUGAAUUAAUGUCACUGAAGUGGCUUUAGUGAGGCAAAAUGUCAUGAAGGUUUGAGCAUGCAGGCCCCUUAGUGGUGCAUUGAAAUUUACAUUUAAGUCAUUUAGCAGACGCUCUUAUCCAGAGCGACUUGCAAAUUGGUGCAUUCGACACAAAUUGGUGCAUUCAAAUGUCGUCUUUAUAUUGGAAAUGAGCUGUCAAUUCCAGAUUCAGCCAUGUUUUCGGAAUACAAUGGCUCAUCUCUCACCUCCAACUGUCCUGGCACUUUGUGAUAACUGCUGCAGUAUAAAGGGCUUUUAUAAAUACAUCUGAUUGAUCUUCUCCUCAGGUGGUGGACGGUGCUAACGGCCGCGAGGUCCAGCUGAUCAACAGGAAGUCUCUGCGCUCGUUAACGUGCCAGCUGCUGUCCCUGCUGAUGGGCCUGGGGCAGUACGAAGAAGACGGCUCUGUCAGCGUGGAGGGCUUGAGUCUACUGUAUCAUUCUGUACAUGGGGUACAGCUCAACCCCUGUGAAUACGGCUUCCUCUCCCUCAGCGAGCUGCUGAAGAGCCUGCCUUACCUGGUGGUGGUAGGUGGACUGGACCAUAGAGCUAUCAUACUAUACUAAUGUUUAAUUCUAGUUCUAUAGACUGGAUCCUUUUUGCUCGACAGCCUAUUUGUCUGAUUUGAAGAAUGUAGGAUCAUGGAUUCCUAUGGAAAGCAUUUUUAUGGCUUUUUCACAAGGUCUUAAAGUGGGGUAGCAUUGUGUUAGUCAGGUUUUGUAAUUGCCUGAGAUGUAUUGCACGAUCCUUUUGAAUGAAGUACUAUGGUUUAUAUGUUAGAAUAUUUGGAAUGAUGACCACUAGAUCUUUGUGUGUAGGCCUUGUCUAGACCAGGGGUGGGCAAACUACGACCCGCGGGUAAAAAUAACCUCCAGGCAACUCUUGAACCCCUAAAACUAGAUAGAAAUGAUAAUGGACCUAUACAUUUUCAAAUAACUGCCCUUUUUCUGGCCCGCAAAAUCUAUGGCAAAAAAAAUCUCCAGCCACAAAGAUUGCCCUCCCCUGGUCUAGACUGUUUUUCAUAACUUCCCUUCUCUCUCCCCCCUCCUAGCUGUUCUACGGUAAGGGUGAGGAAGAAGGCGAGCGUGGCGAGGAGAGAGUUCGACUUACCCGUCUGUACCAGUUUGCCCGUGGCGUGCGUGCCCUGCUCCACACCUACCACUACCACCAGAUCUUCCUAACGGAAUUCCCCGGGGCCUACGCCAAGUUCACCGGAUGCAGCCUCCAACCUCGCUCCUACGGUUACGGCAGCAUAGACGACCUGCUCAACGGCAUACCACAGGUACAAAAUUAGGCCAAACUUUAAGUGCUUUUCUCAAAUUCAAAGCUGAUAUACAAGACAAGAAACAACUAGUUAAACAAUAUGUUGGAAAUACACAGACUUGUUAUGAUAAGAUGGGAAUUGAUAAUGCGUGCAUCUAAGAGUUCUUCAGCAUAUGGACCUGCACUGGGAUAUCACGGUCAAAGCAGCAGAUAUAGUCAAUGUGGUUAGUCGCCUUCUGUCCCUGCACUGUGUACACCAUUAGCCCCACAGCAGGCUCUGUAGUGUCGGAUGGAUGGGGUUUGUGGUAAUUAAAUAAAUGGGAUUUUGUUUCUGCCUGUGAACAGGUAGUGUGGAUCAAAGGGCACGGCCACAAGAGGAUUAUCGUUUUGAAGAACGAUAUGAAAGGUAAAGACAAAUCAGCCUGACUGUCUGGCAGCAGGAACUGUGAAAACAAAUGGCUUUAGCCUUACCUGCAUUUAGUAUUAACAUAUGGGAAUCAAAAUCAAAUUUGGUUUGUCACAUGCGCCGAAUACAACAGGUGUGAAAUGCUUACUUACAAGCCCUUAACCAACAAUAAAGUUAAGAAAAAUAAGUGUUAAAGUAUUUUAAAAAAUAUAUAAAAAUAAAGGGAUGGUUAUCAGUUAAUCUCAUGAUUAUGUAGUAUGAUCCUUCAACAUGAGACAAGUUGAACAUGUAAUGGGAACAGAAGUCAUGGUGUUUUGCUUGUAUGAUAGGAACAGAAAUGGUAUUGUUUUGAAGGUACAGUGUUUACUCUGUAGUGGAAAGAGUGUAAUCAUGGUCUGGGGUUUGGUUGGUUCUCCUCAGCAGCACGAGCCACUGGAGCCAGCCCUGCAGCCUCAGAGGAGCAUGAGGAUGGGACCAGCCAGAGAGACAGCCCCUGUAGCAACACAGAGUCUGGAACUCACAGCCCAGGUAACUAACUGGAGUCAUGGGCACUACUCCCAAGGUUUUGAUGUUCUUCUUUUUGCCUUGUAGGUGUUUUUUAGGCUUUUUAACGGUUGUUUUAUACAUUUGAAGUAGAAACUGUAAGUAGCGAUGACUACCUCUCUCCUACUCCCCCCCCUCUCUUCUCAGGUGUUGUUGGGGUGGAGACAGAGCUGCUGUGUCUGACUCCAGUGGACCUGCUGUGUGACCCAUUACCCUCCUGUCUGCCCUCUCCCCAGCUGCACCCUGACCCCGUCCUCCUCCAACAGGCUGACCUCAUCCGCUUCGAGCAGACACCAUCACCAGCAGGUGAGCUGAUCACGUGAUCAACCGCGGUUCAAACCUAGGUCUUCUUUGUGCGAUAAGACUGUUAGCCCGCCUAGGCAUUAUCUUCAGGUCUCAGACAAGCUUACUCAUCAUGCUGUGCUAUACACACAACCGACAUCUUCCCUUGGACUGACCUCGAUGUGUGUUGCCAUUUGUGUUUUUCAGAGCGUGAUAAACCUGAGGCGGAAGCAUUAGCAGCAGCUCCUGCUGUCUGUGACAUAUCCAAGCCUAAAGAACCACUAACUGACAAUAACCACAACGUUGUUGUUGUGGUUUCCACGACAACCAAGCCUCCACAGAGUAUGACCCGCAAAAUGGCGUCUGUUGAAAACAGCCCCAGCAAGAGGGCUCCUCGCAAUAAAGUGAAGCUGGCAGCUAACUUCUCUUUUACAGCUGCACCCUAAGACACACACUGACAUUCACAUGCUGGAACAUGCACACACACACACACACA